Messenger RNA from Symbiodinium pilosum, 1389 nucleotides. The record is from the annotation of a GenBank genome assembly. Lineage: Eukaryota; Dinophyceae; Suessiales; Symbiodiniaceae.
AUGGUCCUCCUGGCGGAGGAUGGAAAAGAUGAGAGGAGUCUGCUCCAGAGCAGCAUCGAAGAUCCUUCGGAUCCCGCGCCGACUUCGGCUGCACUUGGCUUUGCCAAAAGUGGGACCAGAAAGAUCUCCAAGGCCGUCAUUGGCAUAGUCCUUUGUUUGGCAAUCCUGGGAACUGCUUCACUUGCAAGACCCCGGGGCCAGACUGAGCCAGUGACUCUUGCUGGAAACUUGAGCUCCUCCGGCACGGAUCCAUUUGAACUUCUCCUUGAGCGAGAGCUGUUUGACAUAAGUUUAUUUGACAAAGUGGGCGUACCCUACAGCUCGGAGCCUGAAGAGGCGAAGGUUGUGACGACCACCUGUGUCAUCGAUGUCACGCAAGCGACGAUGUACUUGGGAAACGCCAUAGUGUACAUCUAUCGGGCCGCUAUAUGCCCUGACGAGAUCCCUUUGGGAUGCACGGAACCUGUGGGCUACGCAGUUACGGCAAUGACCUGGCUGGGCUCCUUCUUGGCAAGUGCUUCGACCUCCUGUGCGGAUUCGCUCACUCCUGCGAGCGGCUGCGUGGCCGCCACGCUCCGUGACCUCGCAGCAGCUGGAUCCACCACCUAUGGAUUCAUAGAAGACUGCUACCUUACCAGGCCUUUGAUGGACAGCCGCGUCUACCAAGACAGGAGAGUCAUUCCGCCAAUUCUUCAGAAGAUCUACUCGCUGAAUCGGCCUUUUCCUGAGGAAGAGCGACGCUUGUUGGACAAUGUCUCAGCCAAGAGCCACGUGGGAAAGACGGACAUCCCGCAUGACAAAGACAUAGAGCUGGUUCGGAACAAGUCGGCGCAAGUGCGUCAGUGGUUGCAGCACAGAAGUCGUAAGCGACCGGAUCAUAACCAUUCCGCUUUGCCCAAUGUUUUGUUCGAAGCUGCAUCCGCUGGCAUUGACACGCGUGUGCUGGAUACUCAUGAGACAAUUGAGAAGAUUCGAAACAUAACCCGCCUAAAGAGAAGGGGCACAGAACGCGACUUUGCAGUGGCGAACUGCGUCUUCAACAGUGUCGAUGCUGUGGCCUGGCUGAUGCGUGCAUUCCUGUCCAUCUACGAUGCUGCGCGUUCUUGCGGCAAUCGCAAGGAAUGCGCCGUAGACGUCCUCUUUGUCAUAGGCUCCUUCGCGUACACUGCUCAGAUGAUGUCGCUCUGCUUCGUGGACUGCCCGUGGCGAGGUGCGAUGUGCGGAGCAAACGUAGCUGAUGUUGUGGGCAGCAUGGCGAUCUUCGUCGCUUCCGUCAUACAGGCCCGGUCUUGGCCGGUUCCAGCAACCGACGUUUUCGUGCCGACUGCUCUCGAUCUUUUCCUUUACAGCAGCAUGCUGGACAAAACGGUCAUGUUGUGGUGUCAUUGA